AUGUCAAGAGCCUGCUACCCAAGGCAGAUGAAUUACCCAUACAGAAUUCCUUGUGCUUUUCUUUUUUAUACAUUUCUCCUUUUUGUAUUGACAAUUCCAUCAGGAUAUUGCUUUGGAACCGAUACCUUAACUCGGUCACAGCACUUAACAGCAAAGCAAACUCUCAUCUCAUCUGGUCAAAUCUUUGAGCUGGGCUUCUUCAAUCCUGGUAAUUCCAGUAAGCAAUAUGUUGGGCUGUGGUACAGGAAUAUAUCCAUCCGUAAAGUUGUCUGGGUGUUGAACAGAGAGAAUCCUCUUCUAGCUUCAGACAUUAGAGUAAGUCUAGCAAUCGGUGAAGAUGGAAAUUUGGUAUUGUUGGAUGGUAAUAGAAACAUAGUCUGGUCGACCAAUGUUUCUGUCAAGUCAAAUAGCUCGAUUGCAAUGCUUUCAGAUAAGGGAGACUUCAUUUUGAAGGAUAAUAUCUCUGGAUUAACCUUGUGGGAAAGCUUCAAUUAUCCCAGUGACACUUUCUUUCCAGGAAUGAUGUUGGGAAGGAACGUGAAAACAGGAGAUAAACGCUUACUUUCUUGUUGGCAAGCUAACGACAAUCCUUCGCUUGGAAAUUUCGUGGCUGGGCUUUCCCUUGAUACACCACCACAAGCUUUUGUUUGGAAUGGUUCCAAGCCCUACUGGAGAGGUGGACCAUGGAAUCAAUGGAAGUUCGUGGGUACACCAGAUAGUGAUGGUGGGUACGCGAAUGGAUUCAACGUUCAAUCUGAUAAUCAGCAGGGAAGUGCAUAUCUCACACUAGACACAUAUAAUGGUGAUGUGGAGCUGAAGGGGAUGAAGCUGCCAGAUCAUUUUGAAUAUUUAUACAUGGAGGAUGAUCGUUCAGGUUGCCGACAAUGGUGUAUGAAUAACUGUUCUUGUGUGGCAUAUGCAUUUGCAGAUGGAAUUGGGUGUAUGGUUUGGGCGGGAGACCUUAUGGAUGUUCAGCAGUUUUCCAUUAAUGGGGAAGUCUUCUUCCUCCGGCUUGCCUAUUCAGAGCUAGGUGAUGACAAGACAAAGCAUGAACUUAUCAUCAGCUUUCUAGGAAUUUCUGGGGUGAUUCUGUUGGGUUUUAUCUUGUUUUGUUGGCUUAGGAAGACAAGAAACCAAAGAGUUACGCCUACUUCUCUUCCUUCAGAGUAUAAUUCUCAUCAUUUUCUCACUACAUAUUGUUGCCUCAAAAUCAAUUAUUCUUGUGGUCUUGCAACCAUAUACAAGAAAUCUAAUAAAUUAUUUCUCUUCGAUGUGCAAAUGAUAAACAUCAGGAAAGAGAAGAGAUCGACGAAAGAACACUGCUUUGGUUGA
Thlaspi arvense is the source of this 1332-nucleotide messenger RNA. Lineage: Eukaryota; Viridiplantae; Streptophyta; Magnoliopsida; Brassicales; Brassicaceae. The record is from the annotation of a GenBank genome assembly.